Penaeus monodon (black tiger shrimp) is the source of this 605-nucleotide messenger RNA. RefSeq lists its product as uncharacterized. The record is from RefSeq and is a predicted model, not a curated record. The transcript has 3 exons. The coding region runs from base 30 to 530 and encodes 166 amino acids. Lineage: Eukaryota; Metazoa; Arthropoda; Malacostraca; Decapoda; Penaeidae.
AGUUUCCAGUGCUAGAGAUCUGUUGUGACAUGAAUGUUUCAAGAAUACUUUCUAGGAAACAGUGUAGCCCAAUCUAUCUGGCCAUCUUCGUAGUAUGCGGUCUCUUCAUUACCAUGUGUAUACUUACCGAUAUGUGGAUUUUAAUCAUCUUAACUUGUCUUUUUGCACCCGCAGUUUGCCAAAAGAUGCCAAAGGUGACGCAGAGGGUGCAGCGUGAAGAAACGGGAACAGAAGCAGACACAGAGGGUAGAAUCACACAGUUAGCAAACGAUAGGCCUGUAUACACUGCCACAUAUUUCAGUGCUCCUAACCCACCCUUAGAAGAACUCAGUGUCUCAAGACUGGAAGGUCAGCGUGCAACGAACCUGAGCGACCAUCACCCCCUUCCAACAGCCGACCUUCCUCCGCCUUACUUCGCACUGGAGAAUGAGGCGACGGACCCAUCUCAGGGCUCUCCGGCCUCGCUCUACGUUAUUCGUCCACCAAUGCUUGAGCCUCCCUCUUACCAAGAGGCAGUUCAGAUGUCGUAGAAUUCAUGCAUGCUGGACAAUUAAAUUGUUGUCCAGUGUUUAUUUCGAUUAAAAAAUGUACAAGAGUUUUCGUCU